Molecule: messenger RNA, 939 nt
Organism: Symbiodinium sp. CCMP2456
Lineage: Eukaryota; Dinophyceae; Suessiales; Symbiodiniaceae
Source: the annotation of a GenBank genome assembly
AUGACGCGCGGCACUCUGGCCAGACAAGUUGCCGUCUCCCUGCUGGCAAGCGCCGUGGCUGUGGCGGCGAUCAUCCGAGGCAAGCAGCUCCUCUCUGAGAAGAAGCGGCGCACUUCACCUCUCUCGUCGAGCAGCCGCCAUGCCAAGGAAGCCAAGGUCGCUGUGGAUCUGGCUUUGAGGUGUGGUGCAGCCAUGCGCCAAUGCUUCCAAAAAAAGGUUCUGUGGAAAGAUGCCUCCAGUAUCGACCCGGUCACUGCCACGGACCGCGACAACGAGAAGCUGGUGGUGGAAGGCCUGAAAUCGGCAUUUCCCUCUCACCAGGUCAUCGGUGAAGAGGCUGCGGCAGCGUUGGGAUCUACCCCCAAGUUGACGGAUGCGCCGACUUGGAUUGUCGAUCCCAUCGAUGGCACCACCAACUUCGUUUACGGCAUCAAGCUGAGCUGUGUCAGCCUUGGCUUAUGCAUCGGACGUCGGCCUGUGGUCGGUGUGGUGUACGACCCUUAUGCUGACGAACUCUUUGUGGCUGCAGAGGGAGAAGGCGCCUACCUCAACGGGCAGAGAAUUCAGGUGGACGAUGCCACAAAGCUGGCACAGGCCAUGGUACUCUUCGAGCUGGGCUACGAGCGGUCGGAGGAGGGCGUGGCCAAGAUGCUCGGAGGACUGCGCUCCUUGAUGCUGGGUGGCGUUCGCGCGACGCGCACGAUCGGUACCGCAGUUCUAUCACUCUGCUGGGUCGCAUGCGGCCGUGCCAGCGCUUACUACACUGGCAUGAGCGGAGAAGGUGGCAAGCCCUGGGACUAUGCUGCAGGGACAGUCAUCGCUCUGGAGGCCGGGGCCAGCUUCUGCAACCUGCAAGGUGCUCCAUUCGAUGUGGAGGGCAGGACGACACAUCUGUGGCAAAGUCCGAUACUUGUACAAAGAAUCAAAAGCCGAAGAUGA